CCUUGAUAGACACACAACCUCCCUAGUUUUCCUUAUCGCUAGAUCUAUGAAUCACUAUGGAAACAAAGAUCUGGGAACAAGUUGUUGCAGAGAAGCGACGACAGCGAGCCCGUGUCAUCUCUGCUUUUGUCACCAAGAACCUAUCAGACAACGAGGAUCGCCAGGACGCAUACAAGGCCAUUACCGAAGUUGAUGAUAUCAGUGCCUUGGCCGAUAAGAUUUCUAGUGGAGAGUUCACGAGUGAACAUGUAACCCUGGCUUAUAUCACACGAGCCAUUGAGGCGCAUAAGAAGACAAACUGCCUGACCGAAAUCCUCUUCGAUGAUGUUUUGGAACAGGCCCAAGAGCUCGAUGCGUAUUAUGCCAAAGAAAAGAAAACAAAAGGACCUUUGCACGGAGUUCCAAUAAGCCUGAAGGAUCAGUUCAAUGUCAAAUGCUAUGACACCACUCUUGGCUACACAAGCAAGGCCUUCAAGCCAGCCAAAGAUGAUGCCGUCCUAGUGAAGAUCCUGAAGAAGCUAGGCGCAGUCAUCAUUUGCAAAACGAAUCUCCCACAGAGCAUCAUGUGGGCUGAAACCGAUAAUCCUCUUUGGGGAUUGACCGAAAAUCCUAUCAUUCCCAGAUACACGCCUGGAGGAUCCUCGGGUGGGGAGUCGGCGCUGAUUUACUCUCAUGGAAGUCUCGGAGGUUUUGGGUCAGAUUUGGGUGGUAGCAUUCGCAUGCCAGCUUCUAUGAUGGGCCUAUAUGGUUUCAAGCCGAGCAGCUCGAGAUUACCAUAUGGAGGCGUACCAGUCUCAACCGAUGGACAAGAGCACGUCCCAUCAUCUAUCGGUCCCUUAGCACGCUCCCUCUCGACCAUUUAUCAUCUCACAAAGGAGAUCACACUGCAGGAACCCUGGAAACAAGACUGUCGUUGCGUUCCCAUCCCAUGGCGCCAGUCUGAAUAUGACAUGACCGUGAACAGCAAGCUGACAAUCGGUGUCUUGUACGACGACGGCGUUGUGAAGCCUCAUCCUAGUAUCGUAAGGGUUAUUGCGCAAGCUGCAGCUGCCCUUGCAGCUGAUGGUCAUGAGCUUGUAAUGUGGAAGCCUGACUUGCACGCUGAGUGCAUAGAGGUUAUGGACGCCUACUUCACAGUCGAUGGAGGGGAAGACAUUCGUCGCGAUGUUGAGGCAGGAGGCGAACCUUUUAUCCCCAGCGUGGAGAGACUUGUGAACAGGGGAAAGCCUAUAUCAGUGUUUGAUUAUUGGCAACUCAACAAACGGAAGCGAGAGCUCCAGCAAGCCUAUCUCGAGAAGUGGAACAACACCCUCUCUAAAAAGGGGAAGACUGUGGACGCCAUUAUAAUGCCGGCUCUACCACAUGUAGCCGUACCUCAUAACACUGUCAAAUGGGUAGGAUAUACCAAGGUCUGGAAUCUUUUGGAUUACACGGCUUUGGUUAUCCCUGGAGGAAAGGUUGAAGCUAAAGAUCUUGAUGCGUUAUGGGACCAUGAGCCGAGGAACGAGCUGGAUGAGUGGAAUACCCGCCUUUGGGAGGAUAACAUGCAAGAAAUGGCCAAGCAUCACCUUCCUGUAGAUAUCCAGAUCGUGGGCCGGGUUUUAGAGGAGGAAAAGGUUCUGGCCGUUGGCAAGGUACUUGACGAUCUGCUGCGUACUCGUCUACUUGAGGGAUGAGCUCUGUAAGAUACUUCAGAAUCCAAUUUUUCCAACUAGAAAUAACAAAAGUGCGAGAUUUAUUCCUGG
Molecule: messenger RNA, 1745 nt
Organism: Fusarium oxysporum Fo47
Lineage: Eukaryota; Fungi; Ascomycota; Sordariomycetes; Hypocreales; Nectriaceae
Product: amidase signature domain-containing protein
Exons: 6
Coding region: 57-1676 (539 amino acids)
Source: RefSeq, a predicted model, not a curated record